Periconia digitata is the source of this 692-nucleotide messenger RNA. The record is from the annotation of a GenBank genome assembly. Lineage: Eukaryota; Fungi; Ascomycota; Dothideomycetes; Pleosporales; Periconiaceae.
UCCGUGCUGCUCGGCUGCGACAACGGGUUCUGCCUUCUUUUUUCCUCACUCUCUCUUCUUUCGUUUCUUCUGGGUGCACGUACGUUUUGUUUCCCUUUUGCAAUUGACGGGACUCACCACUCGGUCCAAGUGAGAAGUGCGCAGGCCGGCCCACCAACCCAAGUUGGCUCCAGCCAUCCAUGAUGAUUGAUCCUAUUCCAUGCCGUCCAUCCAUCCAUCCAAUCCAUGCCCAUAUGCCCAAGCCAUGCGCCUGUCCCGUCAUUCCACGCCAAUGUUCAUGCUCCCCCCUGCUCAGGUUCCCGUCGUUUGAUUGCUGAAUCGCAUUGUCUGGUGGGGGGCUCUUUUGCAUCGGUUUUUUCUUUGUUUUAUUGAUUGUUCCCAAUUGGCACAAUACUGCCCUUGCCCCAGACGAAGCGAAGGCCGAGAAGCGCGAGUGACAUGACGGCUCAAUGCGAAUGGCUUUUUCUUCUUCAUUUCAAAUCGGAAAGGCCGUGGUUCGUGGGGUGGGCGUCGCACGUCGGCGGGGAGGGAGGGGAGGAAGUUGGAAAUCAAGUGCGGUGUGGUGUGGAAUCUUUUUGGUUUUGGUUUUUCUGGUGUGGGGGUGGGAACAUGGAGGAGCCACGGUCCACGGUGCAUUUCAACGUCCUUACAUGCACAUGUACAUGUACGUACAUACAUACAUACAUACAUGA